UUUUGCUGAGAGCGCUGAUGGGGUGGAGAGGGUGAAUGGCCUAGUGUAUAUAUAGGCCUGUGGUUCGUCGAGAGCCUAAACGCGACCGUGAUCUUCAAUACUUUACUACCCACGCACAUUGAAUCGAGCGGGCAUUCGCUACCUACUCGCGACUUCAAUCUAGUAUGUCUGACACAGAAAGCGAUGGAUCGAGCAGCGAUACCUACUCCUCGCGGAGAUUCGUCGCAGACAAGUCGACCGGAGCUUGCGCCAAUUGUAAGACACUCAAAAUCCGCUGCGAGUGGAUCAUCGACGAGGGCAUAUGCGUGAAGUGCAAGUCGACAGGGGCAGACUGCAUGACCCAUGGACGUAAGAAACGCCGACCCGCAAUGUCUCAUGAACAGCUCAUGAAGCGCUCGGAGGCGCAAGACGCUCAUAUUCAGUCGUUACUGGGCCAACUGGAUGGUCUGAAGCGACUCACCGAAAUACGCAAGUUAGUGGCUAAAGCGAGGGAUGAAUCUGCGGCCCUGAUGGCAAGGUCCAGCGGCGUGCCAAUGGAUGUCUAUCCUGACGAGCAUUUGCCUUCUGGGGCAGCAAACGGGCGUGAUAAACGGGAUCCCAGCAGAGCUCAUCAGUCCUCCGUGCCUUGCGUGGAAACUGCAAGAACAACUGCAUCGUUCUUCCUCCCGUACUACUCAGCCGUAGAUUGGGGCACUUUCAUCUGUCCCCCGAUACUCAAAUGCGGCCUUUUUGGGCCGGUCGAAGUAACGGCGUUGUUCAAGCUGUACUUCGACAAGUUAUACCCGUCCUUUGCCAUCUUGGACCCUGCCUUGCAUACCCCAGAAUAUGUCCUAUCGAAAUCAUCCCUGCUCUUUACGACUGUGCUAUAUGUGACGUCACGGCUAUGGACACACCGUCCUAAGCUUCAUGUGCUUGCCCGAGCGCACACAACCGAAUGCGUCAAAGAAGCCGUCCGGGAAGGCUACAGGACAAUUGAGACAUGCCAGGCUCUCACUUUGCUGGCUUUGUUCCCCGCACCUCACAGGAGCUGGGUUGACCACCGAGGGUGGAUGCUAAUGGGCAUCGCUAUUCGAAUUGUCCAGGACCUCAAGCUGGAUGAGCCGCCACCUGCGGACAUCCUCGAACGCGAGAAGCUCAACCGUCUCCGAACCUGGUUUCAAAUUGUCGCUGUGGAUGCUUCUAAUGCCAUCCAGAAGGGGCAGCCAACCUGGGUUCAGAGGAACAACUUCACCUCCCAGAUGACCGAUCUGUGGUACCGGUGCUCCCCGUUGAACUCGCCAUACGACAUCUACUGUAGCGCCUAUGCGGAUCUGAUGUCAUUCACGUCAAACGUCUGGGGCCCUACGGGACCGACGAGCAUGAAUUCACAAGAAGAUGACGAAGUCAUUGAUACCAUCUUGUCGUACCACCGCAGUGUGUGCGGUAGGGUUGAAUUGUGGCAACAGCGCAUCGCCGAGCACCACAUACAUCCCGCAGUCGCUGCGCAUCGCGACCCCAAGCUCAAACUGCUCGGAUAUGCUCUACGUUUGAGUGUCCUAGGAGUCGGGUUUCAGCAUUCGGUAAAGCGUAUGCUUUAUCCGAAUAUGGAACUGCUCAAUCUCGCUGUCGAGGCAGCGCGCCAUGUCCUGGAAUACGACACCGAGCACAUCUACCCCACCGGUGUUUUGCGCUAUGCCAUCGAGCCACAAUAUAUCUUCGUGACAUACUCAGCAGCGUUCCUUAUCAAUCUGCUGCGUCCUUGUCUCGCCUUGUUGCUUCAAGGCACCAUUCGUACGGACAUCUUCCGGGAGGUCCGCACCCUCAUCGAGGUAUUCAACUGCAGAGACGUAGCUAUCGACAGGACACAUAUUGCCGUCGUCUACGCAGGCUUCCUCGAAGCCCUGCUCGACCAAAUCACGGCAGGGCAAGAUCUCGCAGACGACCUGUCCGCCCAUCCGUCUACUCCGACACCGAGCAACCCAAGCCUAGCACUCACCCACGGAACCACAUCGGAGGCUCAAGGCUCCUCAAGUCAUGUCGUGGACAUAGAGUCGUCACAGGGCGCCGAGUUCACGAUCCAGCGCUUCGUCGCGGACGUCACGACCCACCAAACGUCCGCCUAUCCGGUUCCGGCAGCUACUUGGCACGGCUUUCCUGUAGACGAGGGAAUCUGGUGAGAGCGAGACGGAGGUAGUGCGAGAGAGGAGAGUGCGCGAUAGGGACACAGCGCACUGCCAACCGGUGCCCAUAUGUAUAUAUAGCCUUGGAUCCACGCGCAUGGCGGACCGCGGCGAUGGGUCUUCAAUCUGGUCAUCGUGCCAUGUGCAUUUAGACUCUCCUGUCAAGGUUCAAUUGAUCUGGCUUUCCUCGAGA
Molecule: messenger RNA, 2352 nt
Organism: Rhodofomes roseus
Lineage: Eukaryota; Fungi; Basidiomycota; Agaricomycetes; Polyporales; Fomitopsidaceae
Exons: 16
Coding region: 165-2156 (663 amino acids)
Biological process (GO): DNA-templated transcription; regulation of DNA-templated transcription
Cellular component (GO): nucleus
Molecular function (GO): transcription cis-regulatory region binding; zinc ion binding; DNA-binding transcription factor activity, RNA polymerase II-specific
Source: RefSeq, a predicted model, not a curated record